GGAAUGUCUCGAAUUCAAAAAUAGUAUCAUUGAAUACGACUUUGAAAUCAAUGAAAAUUUUAUCACUGAACGGAUCUUCAACGAUAACAAUAAGGAUCUCAUGAUAAACAAGAAGAUAUUUACUACU
Molecule: messenger RNA, 127 nt
Organism: Racocetra persica
Lineage: Eukaryota; Fungi; Glomeromycota; Glomeromycetes; Diversisporales; Gigasporaceae
Source: the annotation of a GenBank genome assembly